Messenger RNA from Leguminivora glycinivorella, 1152 nucleotides. RefSeq lists its product as uncharacterized. Bases 1 to 1152 code for a protein of 383 amino acids. NCBI's taxonomy places the organism in Eukaryota, Metazoa, Arthropoda, Insecta, Lepidoptera, Tortricidae. The transcript has 2 exons. Gene Ontology annotation, molecular function: nucleic acid binding; RNA-DNA hybrid ribonuclease activity. The record is from RefSeq and is a predicted model, not a curated record. Gene Ontology annotation, biological process: DNA replication, removal of RNA primer.
AUGGGAGGAGUCGGCAUUGAAAUGACUCCAGAAAUAAAAAUACUCGGGCUGACCGUAGACCAUAAGUUAACAUUUAACGCUCACGUCUCGCAAGUUUGUAAGAAAGCUGCAAAUAUAUAUAAACAAUUAACGAGAGCAGCCCGCGUAAAUUGGGGACUCAGCCCAGAGGUAAUCCGCACAAUAUACACCACGGCGGUCGAGCCCGUGAUCCUGUACGCUGCAGCAGCAUGGGCACCAGCGGCCAGAAAACUUGAAGUCCGCAAAAAAUUUAAUGCCAUCCAGAGAGGAUACGCACAAAAAAUGUGCAAGGCCUAUCGGACUGCAUCCCUAAACUCCACGCUCAUACUUACAGGGACGCUCCCUCUAGAUCUCCGGCUACUGGAGGCAGCGUCACUGUAUGAAGCCAAAAAAGGAAUCUCACCUCAAUACCAGCUGGCUGAUAGAGAAGUCGAAAAAAUGGCACAAAAAAUGUCGGCACCACAUCCAGCAGAGCAAACCGGACUACAGUUCGAAAAUCUGGAAGACGAGGAACAAUACUCGCGUCACAGUGACUACGCAGUACGCAUAUUUACAGACGGGAGUAAGAUUGAAGGCAAAGUGGGAGCGGCGCUGUCAAUCUGGAAAGAUGCCGGAGAAACCAGGGCCAUCAAACUUACUCUCUCACCGUACUGUACAGUCUACCAAGCAGAACUGCUAGCAAUAACCAAGGCCACAGAAGUCGCUCUGAAAAACAAAGAGACGAGCAUCGGCAUAUACAGCGACUCAAGAUCGGCACUACAGAGUGUGACCAACACAGGUUCCACCCACCCUCUGGCAGUCGAGGCCAGGAGCAAUUUGAGAAAUUGCAGACUUCAGAAUAAAAAUAUAUCCUUAUUCUGGAUAAAGGCACACGCAGGGUUGGUGGGUAAUGAAAGAGCCGACGAUCUCGCUAAAGACGCAGCCUUAAAAAGCAAGAAAAGGCCGGAGUACGACAAAUGUCCCAUAUCGUAUAUCAAGCGAGAAAUUCGUGCUGAAACCAUAAAAGAAUGGGAAAACAGCUGCUCACUGGCCAUGGAGGAUUCUCCUCAUACUUGUACCGAUUCAAGUGUAAGGAGGACCCUUCAUGCAUCUGCGAACCUGGGACAGAGGAAACUGUCCAGCAUGUCAUCCUAG